Messenger RNA from Peromyscus leucopus (white-footed mouse), 4494 nucleotides. It is a transcript of the gene Slc26a7, whose product is annotated as solute carrier family 26 member 7. The transcript has 20 exons. Gene Ontology annotation, biological process: transmembrane transport. NCBI's taxonomy places the organism in Eukaryota, Metazoa, Chordata, Mammalia, Rodentia, Cricetidae. Bases 2138 to 4216 code for a protein of 692 amino acids. Gene Ontology annotation, molecular function: bicarbonate transmembrane transporter activity; chloride transmembrane transporter activity; sulfate transmembrane transporter activity. Gene Ontology annotation, cellular component: membrane. The record is from RefSeq and is a predicted model, not a curated record.
GGCUGACAGCAUGCUCCAGAGUAAGGUUUUGGCAGGCUUUAAGUAAUGUGUCUGCAUACAGGAUUGGAAAGAAUGGAAGCAGAGCUCUAGAUUUAAACUUUAGAGAAGAUUUUUGGGAAGGAUUUAUUUUCUUAGGAACUGUCUGAUGAGCCAUCUAAGCACUAAGCUCUGAUACAACUCUAUCCCCUUCAGAGCAGGAAUGUUUUAGUAUAAUUGCUGGCACUGAUGUGAUACAGGCAGUUCUGUGUAGAUUCACUUUUACUCACAAAAGGUCCAGGAGAAUUAUUUGUGUCUAGGAUUUAACAGAAACUUAAAAACUAGAAAUCACAAAAUAGUUAUUGAUUGGUGACUUCAGUGAAGUUUUCAAUGAUUUUUCUUCUCAUUUUUUUCAGCAUAGGUUUGAACUUAUAGCCUAGAUUUAUUUUAAAAAUUUCAUGUUUAUCUUAGUUAAAGUUAUAUGCAAUGUGUGCAUACAUAGUUUCUGAUUUUCAUUGUGCGUAUAUGCUGAGCAGGGUACAUACAACACAGGGAGAGAUGUCCACUUGCAAAAGAAAGUCCACCUAAAUGUCCUAUUGUGUUGCAUUUGUCUUCUGAGGCUAUUUUUAUAUCAAAUGAUAACUUUAAAAUGCUACAAUUUGCAGCAUCCUCUCUGAAUGAGAUUCUUCCUUCUCUCUUUUCCUCUUUCUUUUUGUUUGCUAUGGACUGAACCAAUGGCCUCAUGCUUGCUAGGCAAAAACUAUACCACUGAGCUUCAUCUCAGUCCUGAUAAGACUCCUUCUCUAUAAACCUUUAACCUGACCCUGAGCUAGAAAUGUAUUGACGUGUUAGAAAUUUAAUGUGAUGUGAAUACUGGAAAAAUACGGAAUAAAUUCCAUACAUUCAUAUAAGACGUACAUAUCUUUAUAUAUUUAGGAUUCAUAGAAAAUGAAAAAAGUAUUGCCAAGUAGCUACAAAGCAAGGGAUAUCAUAUUUUGGAAGGUGAGAAAGUAGCUCUUCCACUUAAUUUACGUAGUGGGAGAAAGCACAGCAGGGGUCCUUUAGAGACUCCAGGGACCUAAAUUCUUACUGUUCUAAUAGCUUCCAGUGUCUGCUGUCCAGUUUCUGGACAAAUGGACUUAGAAAGCACUGCAACAAGCUACAUGCAUGCUUUCCUUCCUUUUGGCUUCACAGUUUUUACUUAGAAUAUUGGCUUUUUGGGUUAAUUCCAAUGGUUCAGAUCAUAAUGUAAGCUUAUUCUUUUGGAGGCUGUGGGAAACAAUAAUACAAUAAAAUCUUUGACAGUCUAUUCUGUUAUAAAAUGUAACACUCAUUCUUAAAAGCACAACACUCUACUAAAAGUUAUGUCAACAAAAGAUAGUAUUACACACACACACACACACACACACACACACAUACACACACACGAGUGCCACUUCAAACAAUAGUUUUAAUGAUACCAAAUUCCUCAAUAAAUUUUUCUUACAGUGACAUAAGUAUGUUAAUUAAAAACUUAGACAAUCAGUGAAAAGUGAAUGAGCAGAGACAAGAAGAAAAAUAAACUCUAGCCACAAAUAUUUGCUCAUUGUGGUACUUAUUUCUUUAGCCCAGGAGAUGAAAUUUCAGUUUGUUUAUAAGAACUAGCUAGUCCUCCCUCAGAUGACACAGUGGCUAGCUGAAUGUUUUUUGUAUGAAUGAAAACCUCGUGUCCCAGAGAAUAAAAAGACAAGGACUCACAUAGUCUCCUAUCAGGUUUCUGGCUUUUGUGGAUUUGGCAAUUUUUAGACAUGUUGAAAAUAUACACCUCAAAGAAGUAUGACUGUCGUCUCUGAGCAUAUUCUGUACAGCAGAUCUCUCUGGCAGUCAUGACUUAGCUAUAGCUUGUAGGGAGACACUGGGCUGGCCCCGUGCUUCCUGGUUCAUUAGCAUAGCCCAGCCCACUUCCAACACACGCCCAGAACUACCUCAUUAACCAUUAGGAAUGCAGCCAAAAACAUAAGACGACAGUGAAUAUAAAGGGAAUUACUGGCAAGGGAGCUGUAACCAUCUCACCACUGAACCCAUUACUUUUCCAAGAUCAGAAAAGUAUUACAUUAACAGGAAUCAUUUCUUAUUCAGAUAAGAAUUCAAGAAGUUGACUACUACAGGAGGGAUCUGAAAAAUGACGGGAGCAAAGAGGAAAAAGAAAAGCGUGCUGUGGGGCAAGAUGCACACCCCCCACUGUGAAGACAUUAAACAGUGGUGUAAAAGGCGCCUACCUAUUUUGGAAUGGGCACCACAGUACAAUCUGCGGGAAAACCUGCUUCCAGACACUGUGUCUGGGGUAAUGUUGGCAGUUCAACAGGUGACACAAGGGCUGUCUUUUGCUAUUCUUUCAUCUGUACAUCCAGUCUUUGGUUUAUAUGGAUCUCUGUUUCCAGCCAUCAUUUAUGCCAUAUUUGGAAUGGGACGCCAUGUUGCCACAGGCACCUUUGCCUUGACUUCCUUGAUAUCAGCCAACGCUGUGGAAAGGCUAGUCCCUCAAAGCAGCAGGAACCUCAGCAUGCAGAGCAACUCAAGUGUGCUGGGCUUAUCCGACUUUGAGCUCCAGAGAAUUGGAGUUGCCACGGCAGUUUCCUUUUUGGGAGGAGUGAUUCAGGUGGUUAUGUUUGUGCUGCAGCUGGGCAGUACCACGUUCCUAGUUACAGAGCCUGUGAUCAGCGCGAUGACCACGGGGGCCGCCACCCAUGUUGUGACUUCACAAGUCAAGUAUCUCUUGGGAAUAAAAAUGCCAUAUAUAUCUGGACCACUGGGAUUCUUUUAUAUUUAUGCAUAUGUUUUUGAGAACAUCAAGUCUGUUCAGCUGGAAGCUCUGCUCUUAUCCUUGCUGAGCAUCGUUGUCCUUGUUCUCGUUAAAGAGCUCAAUGAACAGUUUAAAAGAAAAAUCAAAGUUGUUCUUCCUGUCGACUUGGUUUUGAUCAUUGCUGCCUCAUUUGCUUGCUAUUGUACCAACAUGGAAAACACAUAUGGAUUAGAAGUAGUUGGACACAUUCCAAAUGGGAUUCCUCCACCCCGUGCUCCACCCAUGAACAUCCUCUCCGCCGUGCUCACUGAAGCUUUUGGAGUUGCACUUGUAGGCUAUGUGGCCUCACUGUCUCUCGCUCAAGGAUCUGCCAAGAAGUUCAAAUAUUCAGUUGAUGACAACCAGGAAUUUUUGGCCCACGGCCUCAGCAAUGUGAUCCCUUCAUUUUUCUUCUGUAUCCCAAGUGCUGCUGCCAUGGGAAGGACGGCUGCUCUGUACAGCACAGGAGCCAGGACACAGGUGGCCUGUCUAAUAUCUUGCCUUUCCAUCCUUGUAGUCAUCUAUGCAAUAGGACCUUUGCUGUACUGGCUGCCUAUGUGCGUUCUUGCAAGCAUUAUUGUUGUGGGACUGAAGGGAAUGUUAAUACAGUUCCGGGAUUUAAAAAAAUACUGGAAUGUGGAUAAAAUCGAUUGGGGCAUAUGGAUCAGUACUUACAUAUUUACAAUAUGCUUUGCUGCCAACGUGGGCUUGCUGUUCGGCGUUGUCUGCACCAUAGCUAUCGUGAUAGGACGCUUCCCAAGGGCAAAGACUUUAAGUGUAACGAACAUGAAAGAACUGGAGUUUAAGGUGAAGACAGAGUUGCAUGACAACACAGAGAACUGGCCUCCUUCCAAAACGACCAGUGUCAAGGUCUUUCCAGGUAGCCUGAAAACAGGAAGUAACAUCAGGAGUCUUUCUGUGACACCCAGGAGAAUGGAAACCUUGCAACAGGUAAAAAUCAUCUCAAUAAACAACCCACUUGUUUUCCUGAAUGCAAAGAAAUUUAAUACUGAUCUAAUGAAAAUAAUCCUAAAGGAAAUUGACAGCAGUCAACCACUUGAUGAUGUCAUCAAGUGUGAACAGAACACCUUGCUCAAUUCCCUGUCCAAUGGUAACUGCAAUGAGGAUGCUUCCCAGCCCUGCCCCUGUGAGAAGUGUUCUUUGGUCCUGGAUUGCAAAGGCUUGACCUUUUUUGACUACACAGGAGUCUCUACACUUGUUGAGCUUUACCUGGACUGCAAGAGCAGGGGCGUCGAUGUGUUCUUAGCCAAUUGCACAGCAUCCUUGAUAAAAUCAAUGGCAUACUAUGGGAACCUAGACACUGAGAAACCAAUUUUUUUUGACUCAGUAGCUGCUGCAAUAAGUACCAUCCAGUCAAAUAAGAAUUUGAGCAAGGUCAGUGAUCACAGCGAAGUCUGAGGUCCCCUGUGAUGAAGUGCACAUCUCAUCUUUAGCAACUGCCCCGAAGAGGCCAGAUAUUGCAUUUUGCACAAAUUUUGGUGUAUGGAUGCUGCAUAUGGCCUCUAUUUCAGUAAGAAUGAUAUGAGUCAGCAACUGCAAUGCCAUUGGCCAAGGCUUGCUGACCCCUUAUUUUUUUAAUCUUUCUUAAUAAACAGAUUCAUUUAGUUGUUUUAUAUAGGGAUCAGUAUGCAUGUAGGUUUAGUUUACUAAAUAGUAAAGACACUUUUAUGAGAGUA